Bactrocera tryoni is the source of this 780-nucleotide messenger RNA. RefSeq names its product dynein light chain Tctex-type protein 2B. Gene Ontology annotation, molecular function: dynein intermediate chain binding. The record is from RefSeq and is a predicted model, not a curated record. Gene Ontology annotation, biological process: microtubule-based movement. Lineage: Eukaryota; Metazoa; Arthropoda; Insecta; Diptera; Tephritidae. Gene Ontology annotation, cellular component: cytoplasm; cytoplasmic dynein complex. The transcript is spliced from 2 exons. The coding region runs from base 142 to 606 and encodes 154 amino acids.
UCAUUGCAUUUAUUUUCGAUCGUUUAGUUUUGUUAUUAAUAAACGACUGCUAGGCAACUAACUUCAAUAUACACAUUUGGGACUAAAAAAAAUAUAUUUUAAAGCUAGUUAUUUUAAAAAUAAGAAAUAAAAAAACAUAAAAUGGAUACCGAAGGCGAUUACGAUGAUAGGCGUAUUACAGAUGUGGGCGAUGCAGCUGACUUGCUAAUAGUUGAGGAUGCAACUGAAGAAGUAGGCCCAAAUUUGCCUGUAACGUCAUAUCGGAUGAAACCCUCUUUAAGAGAACUUUUUCCAGCAUCACAUAUCAAAAGUAUUAUUCAGUCCACAAUAUAUGAUAAACUUCAAGGGAAAGUAUAUAAUCCAGAUGACGCUCGUAAGUGGACCCGGGAGAUUUCUGAUGAAGUCAGUGCCGCAGUAAAAGAUAUUGUUCAAAUGCCCCGUUUUAAGCAUGUUGUACAAGUAACAUUGGGUCAGCAGCUGGGUGCUGGUUGCCGGUAUAUAGCAAAGUGCUGUUGGGAUGCCGAAGCUGACUCCCAUACAUCCGAUGUAUUUACGAAUGCCAGCUUAUUUUGUGUUUGUACCGUAUUUGGUGUAUAUUUAUAUUAAUUACACAUAUAUAGUAUAUGUACAUAAAACAAGUGUCAUAUUCAAAACACAAGUCAGCUUAAUAUCAGACAAUGUACAAACAGUAUAACUCUUGUAAAAAUUUGUGAUGUUUUCAAAAAACUGCGCGAAUGAUGCGUGGUUAAUGAAAUAUUAAAUUUCCAUAUAUAGAACAUA